Cricetulus griseus (Chinese hamster) is the source of this 5638-nucleotide messenger RNA. Lineage: Eukaryota; Metazoa; Chordata; Mammalia; Rodentia; Cricetidae. The record is from RefSeq and is a predicted model, not a curated record.
AUAAUCUUCCCGGCAGAGCAGAGUGCUCUUGUGUGAUACCAUCACCAGCUGAUACUGUUGAACAGUUCAGACUAGAGGUCUGGCUUUCUGUAAGACGCUGGGAUUUGAAGGAGCUAUUCUGUGAUCUGUGCUGCUAAUUUGGGAAUAGAAACAUUGGCGUAGACUGGAAGAAAAAUACAGUCACCAGAGACUGCUUUUAUGCAAUGUGGUGACUGAGGUUAUCAUCUCCAAGUUACAGGGAAAGCCUCAGCCAAACAAGCACGUACAUCUAAGGCUAUGGCAUCCAAAGAAUGACAGUCUGCUAUCAUGGUCAUCUGAAAUAGUGAGUGACUGUAUAUAUUCCUUGCUUCUUCCUUCCAUGGGAAGCAUGAGUCUAUUGGAACUUGGGACAAGAAGAAAACAAGAUAUCUCUAGAACAAAACCCAGAUACUGAAAAGAUGUCCCUGGACAGACAGGACAAGAACAUGAUGGACAGUGGCUGCAGUGACCCUGUGGGAGACUCUCAAAAGGAUUUAGAAAAUGAUUCCUCAGUCGACUCCCAAGCACAGGGCACCACAGUCACAGCAAACGACACUGAAGAAGUCCAGACCGCACCUCCUGCAUCAGAUCUCAAGGAUGACCAUCAUGAGGUAGAGGCCAAAGGUCAAGAGCAAGCAGACACAGGUGACAAGCCAGAAAGUUCAGAGGAAAUGGCUUUAGGAAAGCAUCCGGUGGACAAAGCAGAACACCAGAGCAGCCCGAGUUCUCAGGACACAGAGCAGGGGCAUCACCCUCCCUCGGAACAUCUGGGUGGAGAGGCCCUGCAGCUGGAUCCUAACUGCUCUCAAAGCAGCAAGGGAGGAACAGCAGGUGCACACCUGGGGAGCAGUUCCACAGGCCUCCCAGAGGGAGCAGGGGACAGAUGUGAGGCUGCUCAGGAGCCACUUGCUACAGACUCCACUGAUGCCCCGAGUCCUGUUCAUUCCAGCGCAGACCCAGGGAGCCAGGAUUUACUGAGGAGGCGACUGCCUGUGUCAGAGGCUGGAAGUCCUGAAGAAGAGACGAAGUUAGUGAAGGAAAAACAAGAGGCUGCACAGGAUUCACUGAGAAAGACUGAUAAAAAGAGUCUUUGGAGCUAUGGUCUUCUGUUUCUCUGCUGCCUGAUUGUGGCUCUUGUGCUAAGUUCCAUCAAUAGCUACUAUUCCUCCCUAGCCCAGCAAGUGCCCCAGAACCCAGCUUUGGAGGCUUUCCUGGCUCAGUUUAGCCAACUGAAGGAUAAAUUUCCAGGUCAGAGUUCCUUUCUAUGGCAGCGAGGACGAAAGUUUCUCCAGAAGCACCUCAAUGUCUCAAACCCCACCGAGCCUGCCACCAUCAUCUUCACAGCUGCGCAAGAGGGAAAGGAGACCCUCAAGUGCCUGAGUCACCAUGUGGCCAAUGCCUACACCUCUUCCCAGAAAGUGUCAGCCGUCUCCAUAGACGGAGCUGAAAGAGCCCUGCAGGACAGUGACGUGGUCAAGCUGUGGGUUGACUUGGAGCUCAGCUCUGGAUUUAAGAAUGGCAAUAAGGCUGCUGUAGUCCACCACUUUGAAUCUCUUCCUGCAGGCUCCACCCUGAUCUUCUACAAGUAUUGUGAUCACGAGAAUGCUGCCUUUAAAGAUGUGGCCCUCAUCCUGACCGUCCUGCUGGAGGAGGAAACACUAGAAGCAAGCGUAGGCCCCAGGGAGACAGAAGAAAAAGUGAGGGAUUUACUCUGGGCUAAAUUCACCAACUCUGAAACUCCCAGCUCCUUCAGUCACAUGGACUCAGACAAACUGAGUGGGCUGUGGAGCCGCAUUUCACACCUGGUGCUGCCUGUCCAGCCAGUCAAGAACAUAGAAGAGCGAGGCUGCCUUUUGUGAAGCCAUGCACAGAGGUGGCGUUGAAGCCAGGUCUGAGAGCCCGUGCCCCUGGGAGGAGGUAGUUAGUUAGCAGGCGUGAGGAAACAGCUGAGAGGCAUAGGACCUUAUUUUAGAAAAGAAGCUAUCUUCUUCUUCUUAUUUUUUUCUUUUUGUAAAAACUUUCUAGUCUAAACUUUGAUAAAACUAGCAAUUGGCCUGAUGGCUUUCUUUGCCUUUUUAAGGAGAUCAGGUUUAAAAUACAGCAUGAUACAUAAAACCAAGGGAUUGUUUAAAUCUCCAGUCCAUGGGCAUAAUCAUUGCACAGGAAGAUCUGAUUUCAGAGGAAAUGCUGCCUUGCGAGGACUCUACAAGUCCUCUUGGGCAGUGUUUGGGCUCAGAUUAGUAAUUCCAGUGAUUUCAGGGAACUCUUCUACCAUGUAUUAAGUGUUUUUAAGAGUCACUUUAAUAAUGCAGUUACGUGGAUUUGCACUUUGAGUAAAUGAAAACAGGAAACUAGACUUCAUCCUUCCAAAUCCUACCUAAGAACUUGGUGCAUGUAUGCUUUUAUUCCAUUAAUGAGCUGAGUUAAAAACUGCUUUAUUAAAAAGAAAAAGUUGGGACUGGAGAAAAUGGCUCAGUGGUUAAGAGCACUGCCUGCUCUUCCAAAGGACCCAGGUUCAAUUCUCAGCACCCACAUGGUGGAUCACAACUGUCUAACUCCAAGAUCUGACACCCUCACACAGAUAUACAUGUAGGCAAAAUACCAAUGAAUAUACAAAUAAAGAUAAAUUAUUUUAAAAAAUGUUCCCAAGUAUUGGAAUCAAUGUAGAAAUUGUUAGUAAUCACUGGAAAUGAAGAAAUCCCAACUGGCUAUAUCAUUUCUCUGUGCCUACCAGCCCUCUCCUCAUGUAAGAACAUCUCUGCUCUUGACUGCUGUUUGGUGUUCUCUGUUAAGAUUUCAGUGGACCAAAGUUUAACUGAGAAGGAAGUUUGAAAACCAUUGAAGUGAAAGCACAUUCUAGAAGGUACGAACUCAGAUAGAAAGAGAUGAAAGUGUUAAAGCUUAGGAGUAGGAAGGUGAAGUAAGGUUUGUUGGACAGGGUGAUAGAGACCUACAGAUGGUCUACUGUGGGGUGUAGAGGCAUGACCUCUGAGUUUUGCUCAUUUCUGUUGAUCACUUCUGCCACUGCUGGCCGGAAUUUCAUAAUUGACUGUGGUGAGAAUCUGAGUGCCAUUUCAGACGAGACACCAGUUAUCAGCUGGCAUAACUUUACCAAAUGGGAUUUGCUGUGCUAUGGUGGGAUGUUACAUUCGUUUCUUGACAGCUAGUUGGCAAUGCCAUUAGGAAAGGAAUUAGAGAAAUGCAAGAGGAUGACCUUUCUUCAUAGGGAAGAGAAAGAGAAAUUGUGGCCAAUAUCACUUGUUAAGCUACAACUCGUGAUUGUUAGACUGGGGCCAAUACAUCAGCACACAUGAACUCUAAAGUAAAACUCUAAUAAAAUGAUCCCAACCCACAAAAGGUCUGUUCCAUUACGUGAAUGGGAAUAGCCCUGAACUUUUGCACUCGGUUUUGGCUGGUCUGCUGCUAUGAGAUCAUGUAUAUAAUUAAGAAGUUAUUUGAGUCUGUAGGGAUUUUAGGAAACACUAAGAAGAUCUCUAUUGUUAGUUAAAGAGUGAUCACAAAGAUGGGGUGGGGAGCGACCUGAAAACAUUUGUCACAGAAAGAACACAGAUUGGCUUUGGCCAGAGCUUUUGAUGUGCUCGGUUGACUAUGGAGGCACACGGAAAGAGGCAGUAUGCAUUUGGGAUUUUGAAGGAAUAUUGCAAUAGAUUUGAGAAAAGACCCUAAACACAAAGCAUAGUGAAUGGAAUCUGAGUGUCAAAUCACUGUAAAACAGAGGGACUGAACAAAAAUCUGUAUGCCAUAUUUGACUCCCCCCUCCCCCCAUAUUUCUAGACUUCUAUUCAUUUGUUUUGAAUGCUAGCGGCUUGUCAUAUAUUAUCCCUGGCUGGUGUGGUCCUCACUCUGUAGCCAAGGCUGACUUCAAAUUUACAGUAAUUUCUUCUGCCUCAGUUCCCUGAGUGCUGGGGUUUAGGUGUAUACCAUCACACCUGGCUUUAAUUUCAGCUCUUAGCCACUAGCAUCACAUCACAUAAAACCAAGGGUGCCUUGCAGAACUGUUAAGUUGGCCUUCUGCCUGUACUACCUCAGACUGCAGAGGAACUGACCUGAAGUAUUUGUAUACAGUUUAUGACAGUGGCUCAGAUCACAGGUGAAACAAGUUUCUUCAUUCAGUUGAAUAUAGUUUUAUAUAAUUUGCUGUCAACAUAAAUUUGGGAUAUAUAAUACAUUUCUAAAAUUAAUUUUCAAUUUUUUACUGUUGACUUUGUUAAAAUACGCUUUUCCUUCUAUAUGUCAGUGCAAUCAACUGAGACUAGUCAGUUUUCGAUCCACUAUUUCAAAACCUUUUUUCUUUAAUUUUUUUUCAGUACUGGGGAUUGAAUGCAGGGCCUUGACAUUUGAGGAAAGUGCCCCUCCACUAAGCUACAUCCCCAGACUUCUUAGAAAUCAUUGUGCAAAGAAGCAUAUAUGAGUUUGGGGUCAGAACAAAUGAUUUUCUGUUUUUUGAUGCAGUCUUUACAUAGUCCAAACUAGUGAUUCUCAGGCCUUCAACUUCUAUGUGAUGGGUUUAUAGGAAGGAGUACUACUACUACACCAGCUUAAUGCAAUUACUUGUUAAUCAAAAAUAUAUUUUUAAAUGUACAUAUAAUUAAAAUUUAUUAUCUGAUGUAUUGUCUUCUAGUCCAUUGUUUUUUCACAUUUUUCAGUUUUUGUUUUGUUUUGUUUUUAAGACAGGGUUUCUCUGUAGCUUCUGAGCUUGUUCUGGAACUGGCUCUGUAAACCAGGCUGGCCUCAAACUCACAGAGAUCUGCCUGCCUGCCUCUGCCUCCCUAGUGCUGGGAUUAAAGGCAUGCCCCACCACCGCAGUUUUUCAGCCUUUUGUGUGUGUAGUAAUUCUUUAUUUGUGAUAAUUUGCUUGACUUAGAAAAAUUAUUUGUGGCAUGAUAACAAACAUCAUGUUUGAACAUCACAGUUUAAUACCACAGUACAGAAAUAUGUAUGUGUAUAUAUACAUAUAUAUUAUUUGUUUUUUUGAUGGAAAUCCCUUCUUGAAUAAAUACCAAGAAGCAAGCAGGGCGAUUAGAAACUGUCUUUGGACUUAGGUUUUUCCCUUCCAGGUAAAGUUCAGAUUUUUAAGUUAGCUUUCAGAGCUCAGUAAAGGAGUUUUAGAGAAUUCUUACCACUGAAAUAAUUCUAGUAAAUUUCACCUGGAAGUCCUCAGGCUUGGGGUAAUGAGGUUUGGCCUAUGGCCCACUCUAACAGCUGGCUGGUGAUAGAGCAUUGUCUCAUAGCCUUUGGUUUAUACUUGUGCUUGUUAAGACAGGAGCGCUGUGAGCACUGCUGUUAGAUAUGACAGACAAAUGCAGCCAGAUGGUUUUCACCUUACUUUUUCUAUCUAACCAAGAUUUCUUUUAUAUUUUUGGUUGUGAGCCUAGCCUUUAACGGCUGAGCCAUCUCUCCAGCCCUAACCAAGAUUUCUUAACCACCGAUUUUGCCUUUAUGUCUUUACAAAUUUAACGGUGUUGACAGCAUUGAUGUCUGACUUGAGUUCAUGUCACCACGACUGCUUUUUGCCUUUGAUUCCAUAUUGAUGACAGUGAAUGUGCCUUAUUCAGAUCACUUGCUGGUUAAUAUACAAAUAAAUCUUGAAUUUUUCCUA